AUAUAUUUUGUUAUUGUUGUUGAAAAAAAAUAAUUUACAAAUAAUUUACAACAUAUUUAAUUGAUAUUUACUGUUGAUUUUUCUUUUAGAUAAGAAUUUCUUUCACUGUGUAUUAACUAUCUAUUGGCAGUUUUGCUUUCUGUUGACAAAAUUAUUUAAUUUCAAGCAAGCCUUGUAUUUAAAACUUGCUUUCUUUUUUUUGAUAAAUAAUUUUGUCAAUAUUAAUCCUUGAUCUCUAGUUAAAGAUAAAGAAAUACAAUUAGUAAAAAUGGCACACUACAAAGGAGCAGCUAGUGAAGCUGGACGAGCAAUGCAGUUAAUGAGAAAACGUGAAAUCGCACAACAAGAAAUUGAAUUUAAGAAAAAAAAAAUGAUUGAAGACAAAUUAUACAAUAUUGAUGAUAAAUUUGCAACUCAAUAUAAUGCUGUUGAACAACAAUUAAAAACAUCAACAGUUGGUCUUGUAACAGUAAAUGAAAUGAAAGCAAAACAAGAAAAUGCAGCUCAAGAAAGAGCAAAAAAAUUAGCACAAAAAACUCGUGAAAAAGAACAAGAAAAAGAAAGAGAACUUGCAGUAAAACAAGCUGAAAAAAGUAAACAAAAAAAACAAAUACAAACACUUUCAUUUGAUUUAGAUGAAGAUGACGAUGACGAUGAAAAAGAAAAAAAUAUAUCAUCAAAAAAAAAAUCAAAAAAAUCAAAAAAAAAGGAAAAACAAGAACAAAGUCAAGAAGAUUUAUGUCAAGCAGUUUCUAAUCCUGCUAAAAAAGUUAAAAAAAAUCCAGAUGUUGAUACAAGCUUUUUACCAGAUAGAGAAAGAGAAGAAGAAGAAAAUCGUUUAAGAGAAGAGCUAAGACAAGAAUGGCAAACUCGACAAAAUGCAUUAAAAGAAGAAGAAAUUGAAAUAACAUUCAGUUACUGGGAUGGAUCAGGACACAGAAGAAAUGUUGUCAUGAAAAAAGGUAAUUCAAUUUAUCAAUUACUUCAACGUUGCUUGGAAGUUCUUCGUCGUGAAUUUAGUGAGCUUAAAACAGUUAUGGCUGAUCAACUGAUGUAUGUCAAAGAAGAUCUUAUUUUACCACAUCAUUAUACAUUUUAUGAUUUUAUUGUUACAAAAGCACGUGGUAAAAGUGGUCCAUUAUUUACAUUUGAUGUACAUGAUGAUAUUCGUAUGGUACAUGAUGCAUCAGUUGAAACUGAAGAAUCUCAUGCUGGAAAAGUUUUACUAAGAUCUUGGUAUGAAAGAAAUAAACAUAUAUUUCCUGCAAGUAGAUGGGAGCCAUUUGAUCCAACAAAAACUUAUGAUAAAUAUACAAUUUCUGAUAAAAAUAAAAAAAAUGAAAAAUAAAUGUUAAUAUAAUGU
Messenger RNA from Aphidius gifuensis, 1363 nucleotides. RefSeq names its product protein FAM50 homolog. Gene Ontology annotation, cellular component: nucleus. The record is from RefSeq and is a predicted model, not a curated record. Gene Ontology annotation, biological process: chromatin organization. The transcript is spliced from 4 exons. Lineage: Eukaryota; Metazoa; Arthropoda; Insecta; Hymenoptera; Braconidae. Bases 269 to 1348 code for a protein of 359 amino acids.